Messenger RNA from Abrus precatorius (Indian licorice), 2202 nucleotides. Its product is annotated as AFG1-like ATPase. NCBI's taxonomy places the organism in Eukaryota, Viridiplantae, Streptophyta, Magnoliopsida, Fabales, Fabaceae. Gene Ontology annotation, cellular component: cytoplasm; mitochondrion. The transcript has 14 exons. The coding region runs from base 53 to 1879 and encodes 608 amino acids. The record is from RefSeq and is a predicted model, not a curated record. Gene Ontology annotation, molecular function: ATP hydrolysis activity; ATP binding.
GCAACUGAAGUUCAUUGAGGUUUGAAGAACCAAACAAAUCGCAAAUAAAAACAUGAGAAGAAAAUGGAAUCUUCUCUUUAAAUCUAAACAACUCACUGCAUUUGCAUUUGCAAGCCCAGCUUCUAAUUUCCGCGUCAAUGCGCUUCUUCGCUCUUAUUGCGAUCAAUCCCGAUCCCAACUUCGCCGUCAAAACCGUUCAGGGCCUCUUGUGCGGUACAGAAGUCUAGUUGAUCAAGGGAGAUUGCUGCAGGAUCCUUACCAAGAGAUUGUUGCUUCAGAGCUUGAGAAUUUGCUUGCAAGGUUGGAGCAGUAUGAGAAAGAUAUGGAGGAGUAUCAUGUAAAUCUAUCUAAUUGGGAGAAGAAGCGGGAGAAUGAGCGGCGAAGGAUUCUCAUGGAGGAAGUUGAGUUGCAGCAGAAGGAUGAGGAUUGGUGGAAGCGGUUGAACAAUAAGCUUACUGAAAGAUGGGCAUCCCGGAAAAGACCAGAAAAUAUGGAACCAGGGGUAGGGAAAUGGGUGUCAUAUCUUAAACGUGAGAAGAAGUUGGAUUCACUAGUUGGUCCCCGUCCAACUGCUCCUCCGGCUCCUAAGGGACUUUACAUAUAUGGCAAUGUUGGCAGUGGGAAGACCAUGCUAAUGGACAUGUUUUAUAGUGCCACGGAAGGAGUUGUUAAACAUCGAAGAAGGUAUCACUUUCAUGAGGCCAUGCUUAGAAUUAACGAACAUAUGCACAAGAUAUGGAAGAAUCAAGUGGAAGAGAGGCCUUUCCAAUCAGCCAUUUCUGGUUGGAUUAUGAAUCUUCCCUUUGACAAUAAAGCAAAGGAGUGGCUGGCUGCUGAAGAAAGAUACAAGCAAGAGGUACAGAUGAAAAACAUUCUUGCUGCUGUAGCAGAUACGUUUUUCCUGGAUCAAGAAGAAGGUGAAAAGGGAGCUAGCAUUUUGUGUUUUGAUGAGAUACAGACUGUUGAUGUAUUUGCUAUUGUGGCUUUAUCUGGAAUUCUUAGCAGAUUGCUGAGUAGCGGAACUAUUAUUGUUGCUACCAGUAAUCGAGCACCAAAGGACUUAAAUGAGGCUGGAAUGCAAAAAGAAAUCUUCCAAAAACUUGUCUGCAGAUUAGAGGAACAUUGUGAGAAGAUAUUGAUAGGAAGUGAAAUUGACUACCGUCGUUUUAUAGCACAGAGAUCAGAAAAUCAGGUACACUAUUUCUGGCCUAUUGAAAAGGAAGCCAUCAAGGAAUUUGAGAGAAAGUGGCAUGAUGUAACAGGCAGAUUGGGAGGAAGAAUUAUCUCCAACACCAUCUCAGUGAUGUUUGGAAGGACACUUGAGGUUCCUGAAAGCUGUCAAGGAGUUGCACGCUUCACAUUUGAGUAUCUCUGCGGUCGUCCGUUGGGUGCAGCAGACUAUAUUGCAGUAGCUGAAAACUUUCACACUGUUUUCAUAUCUGAUAUUCCAGUGAUGAGUAUGCGCAUCCGUGACAAGGCGCGGAGAUUUAUAACCCUUAUUGAUGAGUUAUAUAAUCAUCAUUGCUGCCUGUGUUGUUUGGCAUCCUCUUCAAUUGAUGAAUUAUUUCAAGGAACUGAGGAAGGCACACUUUUUGACUUGGAAAGUUUCCAGUUUGAAACUGAGACUGAAGGUGGGAAACUUCGCUGCAAUGUCUUGGCAGAAGGCAAGGUGGGCUCAGGAGGUGCCCCGGUUGGUAUCACAUCCAUCCUGUCCGGUCAAGAAGAGAUGUUUGCUUUUCACAGAGCUGUCUCACGCCUGAUUGAAAUGCAAACGCCAUUAUACUUGGAUGGAGCCAGUAAUUUCCACCCUUAUUUUCAGAGGCAACAUAAAAAGUUCCAAAAAGAUCGUGACAGCUUGCUAUCUGAGUCAUCAAUCUGAAAGUAAAUUUCUUUAUUCUACAUGAAGUAAAAUUGUAACCUGAUGCAAAUUGACUUUUAUACUCUUCUGUGGAGAUAGAUAAUCGGUCCACAUUAGUCAGUAAUAAGGACCAACAGACUAGACGAGUGAUCAAGUUACUGACAGUAUUGAUUUAUUCCUUACAACUGUCUCUUAAAAAAUGCAUAUUGCAUAAUGCAUAUAACGUGUAAUUUUGAAGAGGUUCUAAACUUCUAAUUGUAUAAAUGCUGAAGGAUUAAAUCCUAUCUGCAUAUUUGUUAGCUGUAAAGAUUGAUCCAGUUCAAUAAUAAAUCCUGUUACUUUGU